AUGCUCAACGAAUUGAACGAAGCAGGGAAGAGAAUGGGACUACGAAUAAACAGAAAGAAGACACAGUUCAUGAAGAACGCCUACUGCGAGGACAGAGGAGUACAACUUGAAGGCUCCCAAAUCGUGGAAACUUCGUCAUACGUAUACCUUGGACGUUAUAUGAACAUGGAAAACGACUUGAAGGAAGGACUGAAUAGAAGAAUGAGGGCAGCAUGGGCAGCAUUCGCAGCCGUCAGGGAAGCUACGGACCAACUGACGGACCAAGAUCUUCAUGCCCAUCUGUUCGACUCGACAGUUCUUCCAGCGCUCUGCUACGCGGCGGAGACGUGGGCAGACACCGCUGCCACGUCUAGGAAGCUACUUACUACCCACAGAGCCCUUGAGAGAUGUCUCCUGAAGUUUAACCGGCGCACACAACACCUAGCCGGUCUUCGUAGCUCCGACUUAAAGGCACCACGAAUCUGA
This is a messenger RNA of Necator americanus (New World hookworm), 465 nucleotides long. RefSeq lists its product as uncharacterized. NCBI's taxonomy places the organism in Eukaryota, Metazoa, Nematoda, Chromadorea, Rhabditida, Ancylostomatidae. The transcript has a single exon. Bases 1 to 465 code for a protein of 154 amino acids. The record is from RefSeq and is a predicted model, not a curated record.